AUGUUCCUCAUGAACGCGCCUCCGGUGCUCCCCCUCCAGGCCACGUGGGAGGCCUGCGGGCCACCCGGGAGCUGCAGGUUUCCCGGCCGCCUCCCGGAGCCCCCGGAGGGCGCGGCGGGCGCGGCGGUGAGCGCCCGGGUGCAGAUGAUCAUCAGCUCGCUGCGGGGCGAUCGGGCGGCACGGGGCCGGAGCCAGGAGCGCGGCCUGCACCGAGGAGGCCACAGGGGCCGCCUCGCCCAGCCGGCCGCCCCCGCCUGCAGGCUCGCCGCUCAUUCGGGCCCCGCGGGGAAGGAGGCGGCCUCGGCCCCCGGCCCCUCGGGGCGGGACUCCGACAGCGACGACUCGGUGGACCGGGGCAUUGAGGAGGCCAUCCAGGAGUACCUCAGGGCCAAGAGCGGGGCCGUGCCGCCCGCAGCCGCCGCCCGGGGCCCUCCGUGCCGCCCGGAGCCGCCUCUGGACAGCGCCCCGGCCGCCCUGUGCCCCCUGAAGCGGGCUCCUGGCUCAGGAGACGCCCCCGGUGGCCACGGGGGAGCGGGCCAGGCCCCGGGCCCCGCCUCCCCGGGCAGCGUGAGCAGCGAGGACUCCUUCGAACAGGGCAUCCGGGCUGAGAUCGAGCGGUUCCUGAGCGAGAAGAGGCAGCUGGAGGCCCCGCCCGGCGACCGGCCGGCGGACAGGAAGCCGGGCCCCGGGGACCACCUGGCCACACCCGCUGUCAGGCCCAGCAAGGAGCCGGCGGGCAGGGCGCCCCGGCAGGACGCGGGGGGCGCUGCUAAGGAGCUUGUGUUCCCAAACCCGCCCCGGCCGGCCACGGUAGCUACGCCUCCCCGGAGCCUCAGGUCCAAGGUCGCCGCUGAGCCGGAGAGCGGGGGCGGCCCGAAGCCCACACCCCCCAGGCCGGUCGCCGCCGGCCGCACCUCGGACGCCCCGGGGAAGGGCCGGGCCCGGAGGGGCCUGGGCCCCGGGCGGAGGGGACUGGGCUCCAGGAGCGCCGGCCCGGACCCCGACCGCACGGCGGCCGACUCCAGCAGCGACGACGGCAUCGAGGAAGCCAUCCAGCGGUACCAGCGGGAGAGGAGGAAGGAGGCGAGCGGGGACCCGCCCCCGAAAGCCCUGCCGGGGGAGCAGCUGCCUGGCCCUCCUGCCCCCGGCGCCGGCCUCGCCGCCCAGAGUGCCUCACCCGACGCCCCCAGGAGAGCGCCAGGCAGGAGGAAGCCGGCGGCCUCAAAGGCUGUGGACCUGGGCCCCCUCGACCCCGACCCCCCUGCCCCGCCACCAAGGGAGCCCAAAGCCCCGGCCGCCCCAGGCAGCGCGGCGGCCAGGAGCCGGCUGGCGGACGCCUCCGCGGAGCUGAUGUGCGCCGAGGCCAUCCUGGACAUCUCCAAAGCCAUCCUGCCGGCCCCCGGGGAGGGCGGAGCGAGGGCCCCGCCCGCCUGCCCGCCCCCCUGCCCCCCCAGUGUGCCUUCCCCUGCCGACUGCGACAGCAGCUCUGUGGACAGCGACGACAGCAUCGAGCAGGAGAUCCGGAACUUUCUGGCGCUGAAGGCACAGUCGGGGACUUUGCCGGCCAGGGCGGACACCUGCCCACCGCCCACACAGAGCCCCCUGCCGCCGCCGCCGCCGGACCCCCCGCGGCAGGCCGGCGACCCCACGGCGCCCGCCUCGAAAGCCCCGGAGCCUCCGCUGAGCUGCAGGAGGAAGCGCAGGGCGGCCCGGGGCGCCGUCCAGGCCUCGGUCCCCAAGAGAACGAGAGACACGGUGAAGGAGGGCGCCCCGGACACUGGCCCCGGCCCCGGCGAGGCCCCCGGGAGGGACGGCGAGGCCAGGGCGCAGGGCCCCCCCUGCAGGACGGCCGGGCCGGGGGGUGAGCCCUGGGCCGCAGACACGAGGGGCGGGGUGCCGCCGGGCCCCGGGAAGGUGGCCGAGGCCCGGGCUGUGGACGGGGGAGAGAGCUCCGAGGACAAGAGCAGCUCGCUGGACAGCGACGAGGACCUGGACUCGGCCAUCAAGGACCUGCUGCGGUCCAAGCGGAGGCUCCGGAGGCGCUGGAGGGACCCCCGGGCCGGCGGCCGGAAGAGGGUCAGGUUCGGCGGCACCGAGGCGCUGGGUCCGCGGGGCGGCCCGGCCGGCCCGGCCGUGCUGAAGAGCUGCCUCCCCAGGUCCAGGGGGAACGGCUGGCCCGGCCCGCCCGGGAGGCCUCCCUGCGGCCUCUGCGGCCCCACCGAGCGGGCCGGGCCGGGCGGCACGGGGCCCGCGGACCCGCCCCAGGCCCUCCCGGCGGGGCCCAGUCCGUUCCCCCGCGAGGCCGAGGCCCGCCGCCCCGGCCCGGCCGCCAGCCCCGGCCUCGGGUCCGAGGACAGCAGCUCCGUGGACAGUGACGACAGCAUCGAGCUGGAGAUCCGGAAGUUUCUGGCCGAAAAGGCCAAGGAGACUGAGAGCAGCUCAGAAACUCCGGGAGGGGCUCCGGGGAGCGGGCCCAGGCCAGAGCCGCUGUGCCGGAAGGGGGCCCCGGCCCCGGCCCCGCAGCCGGGCAUGUGCACCCGGAGCCAGAGGGGCAGGGGGACCCCUCAGCCCACGGCGGGGCUCCGGGGCGGCCCCCGCACGGAGCCGGCCUGCCUCCCCGCCGCUCCGCCCAGAGGCCAGCCGGCGGCUCCCCGGGGCAGCGGAGGGACCCUGUCGGCCAGAGGGUCCCCCGCGGGCAAGAGGAGCCUUCCCCCUCACCGGGACCAGAGCCCGCGGGGGGCGUCCUGCGUGGCGCAGGCGGAGGCCCGGGCGCGGAGUCCCGGGGGGGCCUUGCCCGUGCCCGCUCGGAGCCGGAGCGCGCCCGCCUGGAGCCCGGGCGCCGACAGGGAUGGGGGGGCCCAGGCCGGCCUCGCCCUCCCGUGGGGCGACUUCGUGGCCCACCAGAGUGCGCUGCAGAGCCCGUGGGCGCUGAGCUCGGGAGGCAGGGGCGCGGCGUGGAAGGGGGCCCUGGGCGGCGAGAGGGAGAGGGGGCCGGAGGGCCAGGCCCAGGGCGCCGCCGGCCUCGCCACCGACCCCCGGAAGGGCCUGCCCUUCGCCGGCUUCUCCCCGCUGCUGCCCACACAGCUGUUCCACUUCGGGGGCAGUGCCGCCUGGGGGGCGCCGGCCGCCGGGCUCCUCGGCCCCGGCCUGAGCCUGCCGCUGCGGGGCCCCGCCUUCUCCGCCUUCCGGGAGGCCCCGGCCGCCGGCCGCUUCGGGCGCCCGCGCCUGCGGGGGAAGGAGGCCCGGGCCUGGCCCCGGAGGAGGGCGCUGGGCGGCGGCGGCGGCGGCAGGAACUCGGGCUCCGACGAGGACCUGCUGGACCUGAGGUGCCGGCGGCCGGCGGGCCGGGACGAGGACCGGGAGGCCUGGGGCAGCGACACCAGCGAGCUGAGCGACACCUCCGUGGAGGACGGCAGCCCCGUGGCCACGGGCCAGGUCCUCCCGCUGUGA
Molecule: messenger RNA, 3450 nt
Organism: Pipistrellus nathusii (Nathusius's pipistrelle)
Lineage: Eukaryota; Metazoa; Chordata; Mammalia; Chiroptera; Vespertilionidae
Source: the annotation of a GenBank genome assembly